GAAGCUGCAGACGGCCUUCAAGAGAGAGAGGAAAAAAAAAUACUUUACCGGUUUGCUUCAAGAUGUGCAACACGACCUCCGCCGUCUGCAUUGGGAUUACUCUUCUGCUUGGCUGCGGAAUUGUCUUUGGAAGAAAACAGGAGUCGCCGUCUGCUCUCGGCAGCAUUUACCGAACAAGGUGCGCCGCCAGGUGCCUCAGCCUUCACAGCACGCGCAUCGCGAUCUCUCCUAGACGUUUUCAGAGCAAUGGAGCCCUGGGUUGGUGUCAAGGCCAUAAGCAAUGCACAAAGUGCCUGGCGCCAUGCAAAGAAUCCUGGGAACUGAAGGAUGGACCUUGUCAAGAGUUAUGUGAGCAUGCGUUCCCGAAGCGGCACAGCGAGUGUGUGACGAGCUGCGAGUUCCUGCGUUCGGUGGCAUCCACGAAGCAGGGCGAGUGUCCGUCGGCGGAGCGCGCCACGGGCUUCGCGGCUGCCUGUGUGGAGGGCUGCGCAGAGGACGCAGACUGCUCUGCCCACAAGAAGUGCUGCCCCAAUGGCUGUGGGCACACCUGCCAGACGCCCAGGAACCUCUACCGAGGCGCACCGCUCAAGCCCAGGAAGGAGCUGGCAUUUGAGGAGAUGCCGUCCGGCGCCUUGGCGGUGCACUGGUCCUCCAGGUUCAACGUGUCUGCCGAGCCUGUGCUGCAUGUGCUCCAGAGCAGAUGGAACUAUGGCAUCCACCCCAGCGAGGAUGACGCUACUGCGUGGAGGGUGGUGGCACAGACAUCAGAGGAGCGUGUGUGGCUGUCUGACAUUCGACCCGGCCGCUGGUAUCAGUUCCGAGUGGCUGCAGUCAACGUGCAUGGCACCAGGGGAUUCACCACCCCUAGUAGACACUUCAGAUCCUCAAAAGAUCCAUCCCCACCUCCAACCCCCUCUGACCUGCGGGUGAGUGACGUGGCCUUUGGCUCGGACCAGUCAGGGUCCGUCCGUGUGAGCUGGGCGGCUCCGGCUGACCCAGACAUCCCAGUGCAACACUACAAACUGGCCUGGAGUGGGACACUUAAUGAGGGAGAGCUCACCGUGCCUCCUAAACUCAAGAGCAGGAAGACUGUCAGUGGGGACUCGGACUCGGUCGAGCUGGAGGGCUUGAGGGAGAACAGGAGCUACAGUGUGGAGCUGCAGGCCGUGUCAUACUGGGGGCAGCUCCCUCUGAAGAGCAGCAAGACCAGAGUGCGCUUCUCCACGCACCGCCAAGAAACCCAGUCCGAAGCCAAGGGCAGCUCUGUGCCUGAGAAGCCCCAGUCGGACAUCCUGGAUGUGGGCACACCAUUCUACCAAGAUGGUCAGCUCCAGGUUCGAGUCUACUGGAAGAAGUGGGAACUGAAUGUGAAUGGUUUCCGUGUGCAGUGGUUCCCAGAGAUCUGCUCUCAUAAUAGAACCAGAGCCCAGGAGAAACUCAUCACCCAGGAGAAUUAUGCCACCCUGCCUGGUCUCCAGUUCUCCUGCAAGUACAAAGUCACCCUCCAGCCCACUGGGUCCAAGGGGCGAAUGCAGGCAGAGAGCACCGCCUUCUACACCCCGGCCUGCUCUGCCGUCCAGGUCAAGAGCCCCAAACCCAUCCCCUGCCCUGGACAGCCAGCAGCUGUUGCCCCAAAAGUCCAGGCCAGGGCUACGAACCUCACUGCUGCCUUCUCCGUACAGAAGGGCAAUGUGACAGGCCUGUUCUCCUGGGUGGUGGCCACACCGCGACCCCCUCCGCAGGUAACAGGCUACCAGGUGACCUGGGCAGAGGUUGCCGCCGAGAGCUGCGGAAACAACCUGCCCAACUGCCUCAUCUCCCAGUCUCAGAUCCUGCCUCCCGAGAGGAAUGUUCUUGUAGUCUCUGGCUUGCAACGGUCAUCGCUCUACAGGCUGGAGGUGGGGGUGAUCACUGCUGAAGGCCAAGGACCAACAACUUCCAAAACCUUCCAGACCCCAGGCCAAGCCAGGCCAGUCCUACAAUACAAACCCAAGGUGAAAAAACACCAUUUGAGGUCAGUUAUAGAGCAGCACUGAAACCUGCACCAAAAUAACUCAUCUAGAACCCGAAGCCAGCUCCUCAGAAACAUGAAGAACCGAGAUAACCAAAGAAGACAGAACAGAGAAGAUUACCAUUCCCCCGUGUGUGGAUCAGAACCCUCAGAAAUGUCUGGCUCUGGAAGAGUGAAGAAUGCAAAUGUGAAAACGAUUACUGAAAGAAAUGUGGUCCCACAAGUUCCCAGUGAGGGAUCUUCAUCCACUAGAGAGUCAGGCAAGGAGAACUUGGACAUCAGUAGUGAAAACAAACAAAAAAACUAAAAGCUGUAAUCAUAAAGAAUGGACAUGAUAGAAUAACCUGAGUGAGUUUUGCAUUGUCUUGGGGGGCCUCACAUCCCCUUUCUUUGAAUGGCACUUAAUCAACAAAGGAAAUUGACUGUUAUCCUCCACCCCAGUAUAACUUUUUGUGUUUAGAAAAAAUAUAUAUAUAAAGGAAACAAAGAUUCUGUAAGUCCUGUGUGUCGCAUGUGGUGAGGCAUUAUGCUUUGACCCAUAAAUAAAGUGGACAGGUGCCGUGUGGUUGCCUGCAAUGCUGCAUGCGUCCUCUUGCUGUGAUCAUCAUGGAUGCACUAUAGCUGCAGGUCAGCUCUGCCCCACUCAUCCUCCUCUUUCUGCUCUGUAACUAGCCACAAGUCGCAUUCGCUAUAUGUCUGCUGUCAAGUACAAGUGACACUUUCAUUUAGGUUUUUGUUUCCUGUGCACUUCUUAUGCUGUAGAAUUACUUGUUGCUAUGCGGUCAUGUACUUCCUGUAUAUACUCUGUUCUUAUUUAUUUGUGUAUGCACUACAACUGUGUAAUGUUGGUGUGCAGGUGUGUGUGUGUGUGUGUGUGUGUGAGAGCGUGUGUGUGAGGAUUGUGUCUUCUCUUAGAAUCUCCCUCAUGAACUGUGCACCCUUUUAAGGGCAUUUUGUAUAAAAUAGAUUUGUAAAUUCCCACGGUUUAUGAAAAGUGUGAUGUACAUAUUUUUAUUAUUAAAAAAUGCUCACACCCCUUUUUGUUGUGGUUUAUAUGAUGUUGCGUAUGUUCAGCAUGGCACAAACAAUUCUAUAAAAUGUCUGAUUGGCAACAUUUAAUGGUAACUUUCCAUACACCUGGAAUCCAUAAUGCACUACAACUGGGUUCUAACUCGACACACAGCAAUAUUGCAUUCUUUCUGACAAAGGCAAGGCAUAUUUCCCAGCCAAGCAAAAAU
This is a messenger RNA of Electrophorus electricus (electric eel), 3249 nucleotides long. It is a transcript of the gene anos1a, whose product is annotated as anosmin 1a. NCBI's taxonomy places the organism in Eukaryota, Metazoa, Chordata, Actinopteri, Gymnotiformes, Gymnotidae. Gene Ontology annotation, biological process: neuron differentiation. Gene Ontology annotation, cellular component: extracellular region; cell surface. Gene Ontology annotation, molecular function: peptidase inhibitor activity; protein binding. The record is from RefSeq and is a predicted model, not a curated record.